This is a messenger RNA of Lolium rigidum, 1505 nucleotides long. RefSeq names its product protein RETARDED ROOT GROWTH, mitochondrial-like. The transcript is spliced from 7 exons. The record is from RefSeq and is a predicted model, not a curated record. Lineage: Eukaryota; Viridiplantae; Streptophyta; Magnoliopsida; Poales; Poaceae. Bases 16 to 1242 code for a protein of 408 amino acids.
CGCCGCCUAGGCCGCAUGGAGCUCUCCCGGAUUCGAACCUUCGAGAAGCGCCUCCUCCGGCCGCUCCUCCGCCUCCCCGCGCGCUCCUCCAGGGGCUUCCAGACCCUGGCCCGCUCGUCCCCGCCGCCUCCCCGCCCCCCCUCCCUCCUCCUCCUGCUCCGCACGCGCCACCUCCCCGCUCCUCCACCCCGCCGCGCCUCGCUCCCGAUCCUCCGCUCCUUCGCCUCCCUAUCCCCGCUCCCGGCCCCGGGAACCGACACCCACUGCAACACCGAAGACGGCAUCCCGCCCGCGCCCCUCCCGCCGCCGCCCGAGGAGCUCGCCUCCGACGACGACGCCUACUACCAGGAGCAGCUGCUCGAGUACACGCAGGAGGACCAGACACGACUCGUCCCCGUCAAGGCAUACUUCCCCUGCACCAGCAUCAACCUCAAGAGCCUCCAGUCGCAGAAUUCCUUCAAUGUCAUCCCGCCCACCUCGCGUGCCACCAACUACGUCGUCCUCAGAUACUAUGAUGUCAAGGGAGACCCAGAGGGUUUUAAGACUGGUGUCAUAGAUGAGAGUCAUUGCCACUACAUGGUAGUUUUCCAGUAUGGGUCCAUCGUGCUGUUCAACGUUUCUGAUCAUGAAGCAGAUGGAUACUUAAAAAUUGUCGAGAGGCAUGCUUCAGGGUUACUGCCAGAGAUGAGGAAAGAUGAUUAUGCUAUUGUUGAGAAGCCUACUUUGGAGACGUGGAUGGAGGGUGGACUUGACUUUAUUAUACUGAAAGACCUGAGUAUUGAUGGCAUUCGUACAAUUGGGAGUGUCCUUGGUCAGAGUAUUGCUCUUGAUUAUUAUAUCCGGCAAGUGGAUGGAAUGGUCGCUGAGUUCACGGAUAUAAAUCGUGGAAUGGAAAAAACUGGUACCUUCAAUAUGGAAAAGAAAAAGCUUUUCCAGUUGGUAGGAAAGGCUAACUCUAACUUGGCAGAUGUCAUUCUUAAGCUUGGACUUUUUGAGAGGUCAGACAUUGCUUGGAAGAACGCAAACUAUGCUCAGAUCUGGGAAUUUCUCCGAGACGAAUACGAGUUAACUCAAAGAUUUGGGAACCUUGAUUUUAAGUUGAAGUUUGUCGAGCACAACAUCCGGUUUCUCCAGGAGAUCCUACAGAACAGGAAGUCGGAUUUUCUGGAAUGGCUGAUCAUCAUCUUGAUCAGCGUGGAGAUUCUGAUAUCUGUCUAUAACAUUGUCCAUGAGCAGAUGUAGGCGGCAGCGAGAGCGAAACCUCCCCGGUUACACGAACCACAUGUUUUGCCCGUGAUUUUUUUCAUUUGCCCCGGUAGGAUGCCCCUUUGUAAAGAAAUGCUUUGGAUCCGUUUCUACAUGCGCCGAAAAAUCACCACAUAGUCUUAGUGCACUUUCUUGUCCUGUCCUAGUUGUAGAUUGUGAAGGUACGAUGUGCCUUUGCGCUAGUGUGUUGGUUAAGUUGAAGCCGAGACUGUGAAAUGUGGACCUCUUCCUGGUGGAAA